Apus apus (common swift) is the source of this 3715-nucleotide messenger RNA. It is a transcript of the gene CLK3, whose product is annotated as CDC like kinase 3. The transcript is spliced from 10 exons. Gene Ontology annotation, biological process: protein phosphorylation. Gene Ontology annotation, molecular function: ATP binding; protein kinase activity. NCBI's taxonomy places the organism in Eukaryota, Metazoa, Chordata, Aves, Apodiformes, Apodidae. Bases 2331 to 3575 code for a protein of 414 amino acids. The record is from RefSeq and is a predicted model, not a curated record.
GCGAUCCAGGGGCAGGGAGCAGCACCACCCCAAGAAAUAUCCCCACCACUGCCGGAAACGCAGGAGUAGGUCUUGUAGCAGUACCUCCUCGGUGAGUAGCAUCCAGAACGAGUUCAGGAUGGUUGAGGUUUUUAACUCUUCUUCCCUCCUUUUCAGCUGGGAACACUCUUGGGUGAGUACCUCUCAUCCCCUGGGUUUGGUUGUGGUGUUGUUGUUCGGUUGUUGGUUUGUGUGGUGUGUUGUGUUGUGGGUUUUUUUUUUGUGGUGCGUGUGUUUGUGGAACGUCUGGCCCAACAAAAUCUGUGUCUUGUUCAGAGGGAAGUGUCUGUAGCUGGUGGUUUGAUGAGUCCAGCCCCUGUAGCUUUAGUGUGUGAGGAAAUGAAGUUGUGUUGUGCCUGGCCAGGGAGGGGAUCAGGGAAGGCUUGGAAUGGUGUGGAUGAGACAGGCUAAAGAGGGUGAGCCUGGCUGCUGGAAUCAGGCAUUGCUGGGGUUGAGACACAGCCAGGGCUUUGCUUCUGCACCCUGCUGCUGCUGGGGGGUGCAGUGGUGGGACAGAGCUGUCUGCAGGCUCCCCUGCCAGGUGGGAUCCAUCAGCCUGGUUCUCCUGAGCCAUCAUCCCUGUGGUUAUGAACCCCUGGAUUAGGUGAAGGUUUCCACCCUCCGAGGAUGCACACGUGUCCUCUCUGCCUGUUUCCACACAAGUAUCCUUGGAUUUCAGCUGCUUUGAAAACUUCCCUGUUUCCCACCCUGAAAUGUAGUCUUCCUGCCAAGGAUUAACAUGGAAUAUUUGGAGCUGGGUGGGGUGGCUGGUCCCAGGGAUACCCUGGAAGUGGUGUGAGGUAUCAGCCCAAGGGUCACUGCUUUUCUCCUGAAAGGAACGGUUCCAUCUUCCACCAGUUUGUUGCUUUGAAAUGGAAUUCCAACUCAAGGAUCCCUGCAGUCAGAGGGGAUCUCUGCAUGGCUGGGAACUGCUGACAGGCUGUUGCUUUCCUCCUGUUCUUUCUUUCCAGUGGACUUUUUGAGUUGUAGGAAGGAGCCAGGGUCCCACUGAAAACCCUCCAGCCUGGUUUGCGUGCGGUGCUGGGCAAGGGGGGUGCAGGUUUGGGCUGGUGUGUUCCCAGUGGCUGGAAUUCUCCCAGCUGUCCCAACUGUUCUCUCUACCUUCUCCUCCCUUUCAGCUGACCUUCUGGAGUUUGAUGGUAGCUCAGUGGUUUGGUGUAGCUGAGGGGAGGUGAGGGACAACAGAAACCUGCUGGAAGUUUGGGCAUGGAAAUGUAGAGCUUGGUAUGAAUUUAUUUGGCUGGAGAGAUUGGAGCUGGUUUGAAGGCUGAAUACAAAGAGAUGAGGAGUUAGGGCAGCUUGCUUUGUGGACCCUGCAUCCUUUGGGGAAUGUUUGGCUGGUUUUCCAGUAGAAGCUCCCAGUAGCAGGGGUGAACGUGACCUCACACCUUUCGUGGAUGCCUCAAGUGAAGUGAAACACUCCCUAGGGAUUCAUGUAACUCUUCCUAAAGUUCUCCCAGGCUUCAAAUUGCCUCCUAAGGCUGAAACUCAGCAGCAGGUCUGUUUGCAGCUGGAUGGAUUGAGGAUCAGGCUGCUGGCUGGUUGUGCCCAGGAGGGAAGGGCUGGCUGGAGCCAGGGCAGGACAUGGCUCUGGGAAGCUGGCAGGAACUGAGGUACCCAGGAGCAGGGAGAACUGCUACUCUGGCUUCUACUGGACAGCCUGUCCAAGCUGACAGCUUGUCUACCCCUCGGCGUGUUUGCAGUGGGAGAAAAUGAGGUUCUUCUGGCAAAGGCUCCUGGUGCCUCUGGCAGCACCUCCAGUGCUGCAGGGGAAGCUGCUGCUCCCUGGGCACAGAGUGCCAAGCCAGCUUGUCCCUGGAGCUGCCCAGCUGCUGCCUCCCUGCACAGAAGAGGGCUUGUAGGGAGAGGAGAGAGGGAAGGGAUGAAAACUGGCAGAGGGGAGGUUGAGGUGAGACACGAGGAGGAAAUUCUGUGCUGUGAGGGUGGUGAGAGCCUGGCCCAGGUUGCCCAGGGAAGCUGUGGCUGCCCCAUCCCUGGCAGUGUUGAAGGGCAGGUUGGAUGGGGCUUGGAGCAACCUGGGCUGCUGGGAGGUGUCCCUGCCCAUGCAGGGGGUUGGAUCUAGAUGAUCUUUAAGCCCAACCCAUUCCAUGAUCCCAAGAGGGGGGCGUUUUCCUUCAGAGCCCGCAGCUGCCGAGCCGAGAGCGCCCUUUGCAAACCUGUAGCUGUUGAUGACUUUUCUGUUUUGAAGUCAGUUUGUGUCUUGACGUCUCCCUUGCAAUAUCCCUAUCGUUAUAUAUCCUGUGUGCCUUAUGAAAAUGCUGGGAUCUGGAAAACCCAACCACCGGCUCACCCGUCGUCUCCACCCACCUUUGAAUGACCACCCAACCCUGCGCUGGGACCCGCCCGCGGGGGGGGGCGGUGUGUGCAGAGGAGCCAGCAGAGCAGUAAGCGCAGCAGGAGCGUGGAAGAUGACAAAGAAGGCCACCUGGUGUGCAGGAUCGGCGAUUGGCUCCAGCAGCGAUGUACAGCCACCCUUCCAUGAAAUUGUGGGCAGCCUCGGUGAAGGCACUUUUGGCAAAGUGGUGGAGUGUGUGGACCAUGCCAGAGGCAAAUCUCAGGUGGCUCUGAAGAUCAUAAAGAACGUUGGGAAGUACCGAGAAGCAGCCAGGCUGGAAAUCAACGUCCUGAAAAAAAUCAAAGAGAAGGACAAGGAGAACAAAUUCUUGUGUGUCCUGAUGUCAGACUGGUUCAACUUCCACGGCCACAUGUGCAUUGCCUUUGAGCUUCUGGGCAAGAACACUUUUGAGUUCCUGAAGGAGAACAACUUCCAGCCAUACCCUCUCCCUCAGAUCCGACACAUGGCCUAUCAGCUCUGCCAUGCCUUGAGAUUUUUACAUGACAACCAGCUGACUCACACUGACCUCAAGCCAGAAAACAUCCUGUUUGUCAACUCGGAUUUUGACACUUUGUACAACGAGAACAAGAGCUGUGAGGAGAAAUCCAUCCGGAACACGAGCAUCCGCGUGGCGGACUUUGGGAGCGCCACCUUCGAUCACGAGCACCACACCACCAUCGUGGCCACCCGGCACUACCGCCCCCCUGAGGUCAUCCUGGAGCUGGGCUGGGCACAGCCAUGUGAUGUCUGGAGCACCGGCUGCAUUCUGUUCGAGUACUACCGAGGCUUCACGCUCUUCCAGACCCAUGAGAAUCGUGAGCAUCUUGUCAUGAUGGAAAAAAUCCUCGGGCCAAUUCCGUCUCACAUGAUCCAUAAAACUCGGAAGCAAAAAUACUUCCACAAUGGGAACCUGGUGUGGGAUGAGAACACGUCAGAUGGGAGAUACGUCCAGGAGAACUGCAAGCCCCUGCGGUCCUACAUGCUGCACGACUCCCUGGAGCACGCCCAGCUCUUUGACUUGAUGAGGAGGAUGUUGGAGUUUGACCCUUCCCGCCGGAUCACGAUCUCUGAAGCUCUCCUGCAUCCCUUCUUCGCCGGCCUCUCCGCCGAGGAGCGGAUGUUGUGUGGCCGUGGUGCCAGCAGGGACCUCAGCAGAUGACAAGAGGGCAGGUGUGACACCUGCCUCCCAUCUCGACAGCCAGGAUCUCUCUGACCACUGCACUUCAGCCCCACUUCCCUCUCUUCUCUCUGAGUUUGGAGGGGCUGGGGCCCUGGCCAUAAGGACCCCGGGGAGGGAGG